Molecule: messenger RNA, 2081 nt
Organism: Tachysurus fulvidraco (yellow catfish)
Lineage: Eukaryota; Metazoa; Chordata; Actinopteri; Siluriformes; Bagridae
Gene: slu7
Product: SLU7 homolog, splicing factor
Exons: 15
Coding region: 228-1919 (563 amino acids)
Biological process (GO): mRNA splicing, via spliceosome
Cellular component (GO): spliceosomal complex
Molecular function (GO): pre-mRNA 3'-splice site binding
Source: RefSeq, a predicted model, not a curated record
UUUAUUUUGUAACGCGUACAUCCGGUUCCGGUUUCUGUUGCGACACGCUAGUAAACAACUAGCUAGCUGGAAGUUAGCUGCAGUAUAAAAUCGUGUACAUGUAAAAAAACAACAACAGCCUUUUAAUUUCUCUAAUCAUCGCGUUUACAGGUUUUGGAGUCCGUCAUCUUUCGGGCAGUUGGAAUUCUUGAUCCCUGUUUUGUGGCUUCUCCAGGCCCUGGAACAUCAUGCCACAAGAAGCUGAGACUAGCGCGGUUCAGGAAGGGGUCAUAGACCUCGAAGAACCCAAAAAAAUGACCCGAGAAGACUGGAGGAAGAAGAAGGAGCUGGAGGAACAGAGAAAGCUGGGAAAUGCUCCUGCUGAGGUCGAUGAGGAGGGAAAGGACAUCAAUCCCCACAUUCCCCAGUAUAUUUCCUCUGUGCCGUGGUACAUCGACCCUUCAAAAAGACCCACACUCAAGCACCAGAGACCUCAGGAGGAGAAACAGCUGGAGUUUUCAUCUAUAGGAGAGUGGUAUAAGAGAGGCGUACAGGAGCAAUCCGUCAGCACAAAGUACAGGAAAGGGGCGUGUGAGAACUGUGGGGCCUUGACACACAAGAAGAAGGACUGUCUUGAGCGGCCCAGAAAGGUCGGAGCGAAGUUCUCAGGUAUGGGCUUUGCCCCGGAUGAGCACCAACAGAUACAGCUCAGUAUGGAUUAUGAUGGGAAGCGAGACCGCUGGAACGGCUACGACCCAGAGGAACACAUGCGCAUUGUGGAGGAGUACGCCAAAGUCGACCUGGCAAAGCGCACUCUAAAAGCCCAGAGGUUACAGGAGGAGCUGGCUACCGGGAAACUGGACCACGGAGAGCGAGAGCACAACAGCGAAGACGAGGACGAGGACAAAUACGCAGACGAUAUCGACAUGCCCGGGCAGAACUUCGACUCAAAGAGACGCAUCACAGUGAGGAACCUGAGGAUCAGAGAGGACACUGCUAAGUACCUGAGAAACCUGGACCCGAACUCUGCUUACUACGACCCGAAGACGCGAGCCAUGAGGGAAAACCCGUACUCCAACACCGGCAAGAAUCCAGAAGAGGUGGGAUACGCCGGAGACAACUUCGCACGUUACACCGGAGAUACGAUCAGCAUGGCACAGACGCAGCUCUUUGCGUGGGAGGCGUACGAGAAGGGAACAGAGGUCCACCUGCAGGCAGACCCGACCAAGCUGGAGCUGCUCCAUCAGUCCUUCAGAGUCAAAAAGAAAGACUUCAAAGAUCAACAGAAAGAGAGCAUCCUGGAUAAGUACGGAGGUGAGGAACAUCUCGACGCUCCUCCACAAGAGCUGCUGCUCGCUCAGACCGAGGAUUACGUGGAGUACUCUCGACACGGAGCGGUUAUCAAAGGCCAGGAGAAAGCCAUCGCACGCUCUAAAUACGAAGAGGACGUCCUUAUCAAUAACCACAGCUGUAUCUGGGGCUCGUAUUGGAAAGACGGCAGCUGGGGUUUUAAGUGCUGCCACUCGCUGGUCAAACAGAGCUACUGCACCGGAGACGCCGGCAAGAAAAACGCAAACACGUCAUGCGUCCCGUUCGAAGAAGGGGUCGAAGAGGAACACGAGGAGGCGCCAAAGACUCUUUUAGAGAUGCACCAAGAAAAAAUGAAGGACAAGAAGAAAAAGAAGAAGAAGCACAAGAAGAAAAACGAAGACAGCAGCGACGAGGAAGACGAAGCCAAAAAGAAAGAGAAGCUGAAAAAGGCGCUGAGCGCAGAGGAGCAGCGACUGAAGCAGGUGGCUGAGAUGAUGCAGCUGGAUGAAAGGAAGAGACCGUACAACAGCCUGAAGGAGGUCCGCGAACCCACAGAGGAGGAGAUGGAGGCCUUCCGAAUGAAGCGUCCCAGACCCGACGACCCCAUGGCGUCCUUCCUUAAUCAGUGAUCCGGAACGUUCCUGGACAUUUUCCUUCCCUUUCUUCCCUCGUUUACACGUUUAUGUUAGCAAAACACACCAUGUUAGCAUGACGUAUCGAUCGUCUGUCUUCUAUCCUUUGAUUGUUUUUUGCACCAAUAUAAAGAUCUGAAUAAACACUUCUGAGUAAUA